AUUUUAGAACAUGGCUAUGAAUAUGAUAAAGAAUGUUGUGCGCAAAAUCUAGUAAAAAACAAUUUCUGAAUACUGUAUGAUUCUAAUUGGUGAGAAAAAUGCUUUGGCGCCAGCCCUGCCAACAAUUGUGGAAAAAGUCAACAAAGAAGGCAGUCAUUUAUGAUCCGUGUCGACGAUAAGUUGAUGAAAACAAUACACAAUAUAAAUGCUCAAACAAUAUCGCCGGUCAUGGAUAUCAUUCUCCUCACGUCAUUAAAUAUUAGUUUGUGUAUAUUUGUCAUUAUUUCUUUUGUCCAUGAUCAUCUUCAUUUUAUUGAUGACAGCCACAUACGGUCAACAAAUAACAAAUAUCGAUGUUCGUGGACGGAAAUCUCGAUUUCAUAAUACAAUUAUUAAUGUCUUAUGGGUCUUUGACAAAAUUGUAUUGUAAUAGGUAAUAGGUCAUCCUAAAUCGAUUUAAAUAUAAAAAUAUAUGAAAAAGUAAAUGAGCUUGACCAGCAAAAAGAGAUAAAUAAGAGAUUAAUACUGCAGUAUUUACAACUGAAUAAAGGAUAUUCUUCACAACGUGCUUACAAUUGUAGUUUCUGAUGCACGUUUUGGGAGGAAGGAUGCACGGUCAAAUCUUUCGAACGAUUUUUUUCCUCAUUUUAUUAACAUAUAAUGUAAAAUCUGCAAGACGCACUAGACCUAGUAGGACAAGGGGUACCACUAAAGUAGAUGGGAAGAGUGGUAAGAAUAGUGCAUUCUUUUGUAGCGGUCGAAGUUGUGGAGAAGGGAAAUAUUGCAACAAACAGAAAAUGUGCAUGCCAACGAAGUUUGAUGGACAAAUAUGUACAGAGAACAAGGAAUGUAUGAGUGACAUAUGCUUGAAAGGUGUUUGCAAAUCAUGUAGAAAUGAUGGAGACUGUCCCAGUAAAGGUGCGCGUGAUGAACGUCUUCUAAAGAUCGUAGAGGAAGCAAAGGCGUUCUGCGUUAACAACGACUGUGUAAAAUGUACAAAGGAUGAGCAUUGUAAUUUAGGAAGGGUUUGCACAAUCGACAACAGGUGUGAACAAUGUGACUCCAACGAGGACUGUAAAUCAUAUUUACACUGCGAGAGAGGUAUUGAAAAUUGGUGUGUGCAAUGUUACAAAGACGAUCACUGCCCAACCAGUAAAAGCCAUUGCUUAUCUAAAAGAUGCGUCGAAUGCAUAGAAGGUAGUGAUUGUCCAACUGGACGAUGUGAUAGUAGAAACGAAUGCGUUGGUCCACUUUGCGACGGAUGGUGUUUUUCAAACGCAGGCUGUAUAUCAGGACAGUGUCAAUUUCACUCAGACAAAGCAAAUCGAGGGACUUGCAAGUACUGUGGCGAAGAAACGAAUGGAGUUCAAUAAUGAACACAAUGAAACAAUAAACAUAUUUAAAAUUGAAUCUGGGAUAAAUAUACUAAUACUAGAAUAUGGAUUUCAAGUUUUUAUGAUCUCCAACCAAUCUUUGCAUGCAGAAUAUCUCUUAUUUACUGGCCUUUGUUCUUAAUGACAAACAGUCAUUAAUGGAUCAUUAAUAAUGCGACGUCCAGUAGGCGACGACAAUCUUGAUCAGUAUAGAAUAAUAAUAAAACAGUAAAUAUUUGCGACGAAAUGUAGUAAAACGGAUCAUUUAUAAUUACCAAGAUGCAGGUAGUUAGUUACCAGUUUCACCACUGGUGGCUAAUUUGGGUCAAAUGAUAGCACUUAGAGGAGCAGGUUUUUCUCAGAAACUUCAAUAUUCAAUUAUACAUCAAUUCUGAAAUAAGCUUUUUCGUUUUCAUUAUUACACAUACUAUGUCUAAUACAAGAAAAGAUUACCAAGAACAUAUAUUUCACUUUUCACGCUGUGUUUCAUGAUUUUAUAGAAUGGGCUUUGUGAAGACUCCCCACACAUUUCAAAAGAAAAUAGAAAUUUCAAAG
This is a messenger RNA of Owenia fusiformis, 1928 nucleotides long. NCBI's taxonomy places the organism in Eukaryota, Metazoa, Annelida, Polychaeta, Sabellida, Oweniidae. The record is from the annotation of a GenBank genome assembly.